Messenger RNA from Adineta steineri, 1284 nucleotides. The record is from the annotation of a GenBank genome assembly. Lineage: Eukaryota; Metazoa; Rotifera; Eurotatoria; Adinetida; Adinetidae.
AUGAUUUUUCAAAUAUAUCUUGUAGCAGGCUAUACUUAUGAAUUAAAUCUCGAAAAUAUAAAAAAAAUUCCUUCAUUAAUUUUUAAUAAUGAUAUUUAUAUGAAACAAUAUUAUGAUCCUCUUCGACAAGUUUAUUGUAUUUCACGUAAUCGUUCUUUUUUUGAAAUACUUGUUUUCUAUAUAAAUCAUGGAAUCUUAUCAAGACCUAUUGAUAUACCACUUGAUUUAUAUAUUGAAGAACUGAAUUUUUACUUCAUAGAUAAUGAAUUUUUAUCAAAAUUAAAACUAACAUAUGAUAUUCCUCAAAUAUCCGAUACAACUGAAAUUCGUUAUUUACCUCGAUCAUCAAUAAAAAAAUUACUUUGGCGUUCAAUGGAAUACAAUGAAACUUUCUAUGGUCCAUUAUAUCGAUUUAUUUUUGGUAUAAUUUGUUUAUGUUCAAUAUUUUCAUUGAUGUAUGAUAUAAUUAUUACAAGAAAUAAAUAUUUUCUUGAAUUUAUUGAAAAAUAUCGUGGUUAUAUACAAAAUUCUAUACAUCCUGUUAAUAUAACUGUUCAGUUUAUUGAUUAUCGUCCUGAUAUAAAAUCUUUAACAUAUACAAUUGAAAUUAUUUUUCUUUUUCUUUGGUUUAUUGAAUUGUUUUUACGUAUAUAUUCAACACCGAAUUUAUAUCUUUGUAUAAAAUCAAUUUUUUUCUGGAUUGAUGUAAUUAAUAUAUUAAAUACAAUUGUUUAUGGAAUAUUAAGUUUGAUAUAUAAUCGUCAAAAAGAACCUUUAACAAAUCAUAUUAAAUCAAUGACAUUAGCUUUUCAAUUAAUUGAUAUUAUUAAAACAUUGAGAAUGAUUAAACUUGGAAGAUAUCAUCGAUCAAUUAAACAUCUUAUAGAAUCAUUUGGAAAAGCUUCAAUAGAAUUUCUAACAUUAUCUGUUGUUUUAUUAGGUACUAGUUGUGUGUUUGGUACAAUUAUUUAUUCAAUUGAACGAACAACAAAUCCAACAUCAACUGUACUUUUUCCUAAUGUUGGUACAAGUAUUUAUUAUACAAUAUUAGCAAUAACAAAUGUUGGUUUCGAAGGUUUUCUACCAUCGACUUAUUUAGGAAAAUGGAUUGCUUGUGCAGCAAUUACUAUUGGAAUUUUAUCAAUUGCUUUAACAUUACCAUUGAUUUUAUCACCAUAUAAUCGACAAUUACUUAUUAAAAAGAAUCAUAUUAUUUAUCGAGAUGAAUUCGAUACAGAAAUUUCGAAUGAUAAUUCCGAUAUAAAAUCUAUUCGAAAAUAUUAA